Molecule: messenger RNA, 1852 nt
Organism: Amphibalanus amphitrite
Lineage: Eukaryota; Metazoa; Arthropoda; Thecostraca; Balanomorpha; Balanidae
Product: protein obstructor-E-like
Exons: 6
Coding region: 200-1000 (266 amino acids)
Cellular component (GO): extracellular region
Molecular function (GO): chitin binding
Source: RefSeq, a predicted model, not a curated record
GCCACUCCAAGGCCACGCCCGUGUGCCGGCGGCGCCCCCCCUCUCCCCCGGCCGCGGGCCCCUCCCCCGGCCGCGGGCCCGCCCGUCGCGGGCUGCCCGGCCGCCAGAGGUUAUAUAGGAGAGGCAGCCGGCCCAGACUGACACUACCGUCCCCGAGUCAGUGUGCCGUGCAACGCCGGGAACAGAGCUGAGAGACAAGAUGCGUGUGCUUGUGGCCAUCGGAGUGCUGGCGCUCGGCGUUCCAGCUCUGGGUCAGGCGGGUUUCGAGUGCCCGGACCAGCUGCCGGGCUUCUUCCCCCACGAUGUCAGCUGUGACAAGUACUGGGCGUGCGAAGAGGGCGUCGCCACGCUGAAGACCUGCGGCAACGGACUGGCCUUCGACGACACCGACCCCAACUACGAGAAGGAGAACUGCGACUACCUGCACAACGUCCAGUGCGGGCAGCGUACCGAGCUCGAGCCUCCGAUCUCCUCGCCCAACUGCCCGCGCCAGUACGGUAUCUUCGCCGACGAGGCCAACUGCAACACGUUCUGGUCGUGCUGGGCUGGCGAGGCCAACAAGUACGAGUGCCCCCCGGGCCUGGCCUACGACUCGGAGCAGCGCGUCUGCGUCUGGGCCGAUCAGGUCGCCGCCUGCAAGAAGUCCGAGAAGGAGGGUGACUUCCAGUGCCCGGCUGAGGGCAACGGUCUGGGCACCUACUCGCUGUACGCCCACCAGGAGGACUGCAGGCUCUACUACGUGUGCAUGGGUGGCGCACCCCGCGAGUACGGAUGCCCGCUCGGCACCGUCUUCAAGAUCGGAGACCUGGACGGCAGCGGCCAGUGCGCCGACCCCGCUGACGUGCCCGGCUGUGAGGAAUACUACGGCGACCUCGACGUCAAGGAGCUGGCGAUGCGUGCGCUGGGCGGCGGCAGCGGCACCUCUGGACGUGUCUCCAAGCAGCUGGAGCCCGAGGUGGAGCGCUCGUCGGCGCUCGAGCUGAGCCGCAACAUCCAGUGAUGGCCCGAACAGGGCGCCCCUGUGACCGUGUGAGGAGUACUAUGGUGACGUGGACAUCAGGGCUCUGAGAGCACUCGGGUUCUAAGCAUGGACGGGAGCGAGCGAAGACGACGCGUGGAUAUGCUGCGUGUGUCUGUGUGUCUGCGCGUGCUGGCCGGGACGGCUGUGAGCGAACACUUUCCGUGAGGGUGCCGCCGCGCCUCCUGCGCCACCUGAGUGAUUGAAGAGGGGGAGAGUAUGCUGCCCUGCGCUACCCCGAGUGUUUGAUGAGAUGAGGAUGUGCCAGUGCCAGUGUGCCGAUGUGGUGAGAGCAGGGUCGGCAGUGGUGUCAUUUUAUCCGUCACCGAUCCGCGCUCUUGCGCGUUCGGUGAGAAAAUUGAAUGUCGUUAGGCUGCUCAGAGGAAAGGAUUGGUGUAAAAUGGACGAUCUGUGUUCAUAGUAUGUCAUCUGAAAACAGAAGUUGUAGACAGCUGGUGUACUUGUUCAAGAAUGUGUCAAUCUUUUCGUCAAAACAAGAAAAACAUGGAUUUAGAGUGUAAGCAAAGUAUGCAUACGUUUUGCGUCUUGUUUCCCAACAAGUGAGCAGGCUGUCCAAAUAUUUUGCUCUGCGAUGGUCUGGCUACCGCUUUCCGAACAGUGUCUGUGCAUCGUAAUAAGUUAUGACUGUAAAAAUGACCGACAUCGAUGCAAUAUUGAGUACAUGUCUUUUUUACAACGAAUGUAAGCACGUCCUGUGUAUGAGCUAUGGCUUGUUUCUUAUCGUUACUUUUACAAUGUAUAUCUGUCACGAUUACAGAUACACUGAUGAAAUUUGAUUUGUAACAACAGACUUCAAUACAUGAUAGGAGUCAA